Messenger RNA from Theobroma umbraticum, 1295 nucleotides. RefSeq names its product soluble inorganic pyrophosphatase 6, chloroplastic-like. Gene Ontology annotation, molecular function: magnesium ion binding; inorganic diphosphate phosphatase activity. Gene Ontology annotation, biological process: phosphate-containing compound metabolic process. NCBI's taxonomy places the organism in Eukaryota, Viridiplantae, Streptophyta, Magnoliopsida, Malvales, Malvaceae. Gene Ontology annotation, cellular component: cytoplasm. The record is from RefSeq and is a predicted model, not a curated record.
AGCACUCAAAAGGUAAGCCAAUCAAUGCAAACCACUUGCUUCAGAAAACCACCAUACUCCAAGUACUCCCUCACUUGAUUGAGAGAGAGAGUCCCACCACAAAUGUCACAAGCCAUGACAGCAGCAGCGGCAGCAGCAGCCAGAGUCAUAGCCGUCGCCAGCAACUCCACCUUCACCGCCGCCUCUUCCUGCUUGCUCCUCAAAACGCCGUUCGCUUUGAAACGUGGCUGCAACGCUCUCAGCUUCAACAACGGUAGACGAUUGUCCAAGAGAUUGUUUUCUUGCAAUGCCCUUUUUUACCCUCUGGUUCAGAUCAAACAGGAAGGCCAACCCGAAACCCUCGACUACAGAGUCUUCUUCGAAGAUACUUCGGGCACAAAGAUUUCUCCUUGGCAUGAUGUACCGUUGCACAUGGGAGAUGGUGUUUUUAACUUUAUUGUUGAGAUACCCAAAGAAUCAAGUGCGAAAAUGGAGGUUGCUACUGAUGAGCUAUACACUCCCAUUAAGCAGGAUACAAAGAAGGGCAAGCUUCGAUAUUACCCUUAUAACAUAAACUGGAAUUAUGGAUUGCUUCCACAAACAUGGGAAGACCCAUCUCUUGCAAACAAUGAAGUUGAAGCAGCAUUUGGUGAUAACGACCCUGUUGAUGUUGUUGAGAUUGGUGAAAGCCAGAGAAAGAUUGGUGAAAUUCUAAAGGUUAAGCCACUGGCUGCUUUAGCCAUGAUUGAUGAAGGGGAACUUGACUGGAAAAUAGUUGCCAUUUCAUUGGAUGAUCCAAGAGCUUCUCUUGUUAAUGAUGUUGAUGAUGUUGAGAAGCAUUUCCCGGGGACUCUCACUGCAAUCAGGGAUUGGUUUAGAGACUACAAGAUCCCUGAUGGAAAACCAGCAAACAAGUUUGGUCUUGGCAACAGGGCUGCAAACAAGGAUUAUGCUCUUAAGGUCAUUACAGAAACUAACGAGUCUUGGGCUAAACUUGUCCAAAGAUCGAUUCCUGCUGGAGGGCUUUCACUUGUAUAAACUCGACCAGGAGCAUUAGAGCGGCGAUGCUUGCAAUUUCAAAUAUUUAUCUGAGUUUUACUUCCCCCAUCCCCUUGCAAGCAAGGCUUGGUAAUCAUAGAAGUUGAUGCCAAUGAGUAGUCUGCUUAUUGUUUGGGUAAAUUAGAAAACUGUUUUGAUUGGGACAGAAUUUGAUUUCUUCUGAUGUGAUAAACAGGAAAAGACUUCUGUAGGAUUGACUUUCCUAAAAAUAUAAAAAUAAUAAUAAAGAAAAGCUCUCUUUCUGUUUGUGUUGAGAA